Molecule: messenger RNA, 2094 nt
Organism: Medicago truncatula (barrel medic)
Lineage: Eukaryota; Viridiplantae; Streptophyta; Magnoliopsida; Fabales; Fabaceae
Product: rust resistance kinase Lr10
Exons: 2
Coding region: 150-1973 (607 amino acids)
Biological process (GO): protein phosphorylation
Molecular function (GO): protein kinase activity; polysaccharide binding; ATP binding
Source: RefSeq, a predicted model, not a curated record
CCAUCUUAGAUGUAGAAUGAACGAUGAAUUAGGGUGUCUAUUAAACAUUAAGUUCAUUUAAAAUGAGGGAGUAGUAUUAAAAAGAAGCAUUAGAGUUUGGUUCUUAUCACUUUCUUUUAGGCUCAAAAACAAAUCCCUGUAACAUUAGAAUGGCAAGAUCACACAGUUUCAUCAUGCUGCUGUUUCUACUACAGCUUAUCAAUAACAGCAGCAGUCAUGAAGAGUGCAGAGAAUUGUCAUGUGGACCUUACGAACCGAUUAUUCGAUUCCCCUUCCAACUUGUUAAGGAAUCAUCACAACAUGAAUGUGUUUAUCCUGAGUUUUGCCUAUAUUGUACUCAAAACAAGAACACCAUGAUGGUGUUAUCUACCACUUCAGGUCCAUUCAUAUUCUUUGUAGAUUACAUAGACUACGAAUCAAACCAACUUUCAAUUUCGGACCCAGACAAUUGCAUUUCGGAAAAAAUUCUGAAACUUAACAAGACCUCAUUUCCACCUUACCGAUUUUAUUCAGAAUCAAUAACAAAAUCAUCUUUCUUCAAUUGUUCUUCAUUUAAGAAACGACACCUGAGAAACGAAGAUCAAUCAUCUCAACGGUCACAAGAUAUGAUCACCUGUCCAAUUUACAUUUCUGAUUCCUACGACAGUGUCAUCGCAUUGGACCUUGUAUCGUGUACGAAAAUGUUUGACACGUCAAACAUAUUUGUGCAGUAUCUUUCCGUCAGUUUGAGUUGGCCUGAACAAAAUUGUACAAAAUGCAAAGCUAAAAGCAUGAAAUGCAAAUGGAAGAACAACAAUACCAAAGGCAAAACUGAAUGUUUUGAUUGUAACAAAAAAAGGAAAACAAUUCAAAUUCCAAAAUCUCUUAUAUACGCCUCUACAGGUUCAAUUCUUUUGGGGCUGGUUCUCAUCGCUUUAUUUAAGAUACAUCUCUAUUUUAGAAAGAAAGAAGAGGAUCAAAUUAGAGUUGAUAAGUUUUUAGAGGAUUAUCGAGCUCAAAAACCUACUAGAUUUUCUUAUGCUGAUAUAAAAAGAAUUACAAACGGGUUUAAGGAAAAACUUGGAGAAGGAGCUCACGGAACUGUGUUUAAAGGAAAGCUCUCGAGUGAGAUUCUUGUGGCGGUGAAAAUGCUCAAUGGUACAGAGGGAGAAGGAAAAGAGUUUAUAAAUGAAGUGGGAAUUAUGGGAAAAAUCCACCACAUCAACGUGGUUCGUUUGCUUGGUUUUUGCGCAGAUGGAAUUCACCGUGCUCUUGUAUACAAUUUGUUUCCAAAUGGUUCGCUACAAAGCUUCAUAUUUCCACCGGAUAACAAGGACCAUUUCAUGGGGUGGGAGAAGCUACAACAAAUUGGUAUUGGUAUAGCCAAAGGAAUUGAGUAUCUUCAUCUCGGUUGUAACCAUCCAAUCAUUCACUUUGACAUCAACCCUCACAAUGUUUUGCUAGAUGAAUCCUUUACUCCAAAAAUUUCGGACUUUGGUCUCGCCAAAUUAUGUUCCAAGAAUAUUAGUGUUGUGUCCAUGACAGCGGCUAAGGGAACCUUGGGAUACAUGGCGCCUGAAGUUCUAUCAAGAAAUUUUGGGAAUGUGUCUCUUAAGUCAGAUAUUUACAGUUACGGAAUGUUGUUGCUAGAAAUGGUUGGAGGGAGAAAGAAUGUAGACACGUCUGCAGAAACUUUUCAUGUGCUAUACCCAGAAUGGAUCCAUAACUUAUUGGAAGGAGAUAUAUGUAUCCAUAUUGAGGAUGAAGGCGAUCUUAAAAUUGCAAAGAAACUUGCAAUUGUUGGACUUUGGUGCAUUCAAUGGCAACCGAUAAAUCGUCCAUCAAUAAAAAAUGUUGUGCAAAUGUUGGAAACCGGAGAGGAUAUCGAGUUAAUUGUGCCUCCUAAUCCUUUUCACUCGAUGACUUCCAUAACCACUAAUGAUCAACGCACUUUGGCAAGAAGAACUUUUCAAAUGGAAGUGAUUCAGAAAUAAAAGAAGAUACUUAUUUAUUGAAUCCCUCAUCAUAGGAAAGAAUUGAGUAUCUUAAUAAUUUGUAAAAAUCUAGAAGUUGUUUGUAUGCGAGUAGUGCGCGUAAACAUUGUUCUGUAAAAAA